GCAGCAUCGGCCGAACCGAUACCGCUGCAACCCGAGUCUGAUGACGACGAGGCGUCGACUAUUCUCAACCCCUCCUUGAUGUUUAGCGAUCGGUCUGAUAUACUGGCUGUGUACCGGCAAGCCAGAGCAAACGAUGACGACGGAGCGAUAGCGGGUCCAUCGUAUCACCACCAUCGUCAGCAGGAAGAUGACCCUACAGCCCGAGAAUCAGCUGGGGGUGUAUCCGAUGGAUGCUCGACAGGAAGAGGAGGAGGAGGAGGAGCGUCUAAACGAGGAGCGAUUAGAAGCUAGACGCUUCGGCCUAUGGUUUCAAGAGCUGAUGGAGUGUGAUUCAGAUAUACAAACGGGCGGGGGAAGAACACGCAAUACACAGGGGAACGAGGCUUUCGGGGAUGUGCAACCCCCGGGAGGGGGGAUCAUCAUCACGCACGAUACAGCCCGUUAUUUCAAACGUUUUCAACUACGUGGUCGGGAGAUAACAUUGCGUAUCCGCCAACCUCACGCUGGCGCAAACGUGACAACAUGGCUUGAAGGACCAUUCCGUGAUCUUCUGACGCAUCUCACGAGUCACUGUGAGGGUGGUGACUACGCGGGGAUCUCGUUCUCCGCGAGCUGCUUAGCGCACGGCCCCGUCUGGCUUUCAUUCCGUCCUGUCCGCGCCUAUACAUUUGUAGAUAUCUGGCAAUUAAUAACAAACAUAGCUCAAAGUGCAGCGUCUCUGGAUAUUGAUGAUUCUUUCCAUAUAAAACCUAUCUUGAAUCUGCGUGGUGCUGUAGGCAGCUUAAACUUCUGCGCAAUCUGUAACGCCCGUUCUCGUCGGGAUCAUAGAUGUUUAAAAAAGAAAUGCCCUCGCUGCCUUCAAGCACCGCCCUGCGCUCUGGGCGCAGCUGCCGCGAUCAGAUGCGAGACAUGUAACCGCGAUUUUUUUGGGGAACAAUGUUUAGAAAAUCACAGGGCUAUUACCAUCCGUCGUAAACACAGGGUAAACACUGUUUGCGAGUCUCUUCAGCGGUGCCGUAAAUGCUUUCGGGCGAUAAGACCUAUAGAGAAAAAGACGCAUGUGUGCGGGGAGGGUUUCUGUAAAACGUGUAAAUCGCAGCAGCCCUAUAAUCACCUGUGCUAUAUGAGGCCUAUUCGCGUCGAUGAGAGGCCAAAAGAGAACAUAUUCAUAUUCUAUGAUUUUGAAACGCAGCAGUGUACCCCUGUAAAAGGUGAUUCUGCAACGCGCGUUCACGAACCGAAUCUUUGCGUAGCUCAACGUGUCUGCACCAAGUGCUGCGAUAAUGCUUCUAUAGACGAGCCGUGCGAGCAUUGCGGGGAUCACGAGUUUAUAUUUAGGACGAACCCUGUGUGUCAACUUGUGGAGUUAGCCAUACAGAGUAUGCCGGGCUUCUCUCACAUAUUUUUAAUAGCCCAUAACGCCGAUGGUUUCGACGCCCAGUUUAUCCUGCGCUACUUCAUCGAGGAGAAAAAAACGCAGCUCCCGUCUUUAAUAAUGAACGGCACUAAAAUCAUCACAAUGCGCGUUGGCAAACUCGUGUUUCUCGACAGCUUGAACUACUUUCACAUGCCUCUGAGCGCACUGCCUAAAUCUUUCGGUCUAAAAACUGCUCUCGCCAAAGGAUCUUUUCCGCAUCUGUUCAAUAGACCCGAGAAUCAAAAUUAUAUUGGGCCGAUGCCGCCCGCAGCCGAUUACUCUCCCGACACUAUGCGCCCGGAGGAACGCGAGCGUUUUUUUGCAUGGUAUAACGAGUUAAAGAAUGCCUCUUAUGUAUUUAACUUUUCAAACGAGCUCAUAACCUAUUGUAAAAACGACGUUACGAUAUUGAGACAGGCCUGUGUGGUUUUCCGGAAAAUGUUCAUGGACAGCGGACGCGUUUGCUCGUUUAGCGAAAACACAACAAUCGCGUCCGCCUGCUUUCAAAUCUGUCGAAAAAAUUUUUUAAAACCUAACACGAUCGGUAUUAUACCUACGGGUGGUUACAGAUGGGUUCACAAUCAGUCAAAAAAAGCGAUCUAUUGGCUCGUGUGGAUGGAGCAUUCUUUAAUUCGUCGUAUCAUUCACGCAGGUCGCUCGCGCGAGUUUAAAUUGCCUCAAAAUUUAUUAGUAGACGGUUACUACGAAACACCUGAUUCAACCCACGUGUUACAGUUUCACGGUUGCUAUUGGCACGGGUGCUUGAGCUGUUUCACUGUAAACAGAGACCGUGUACAAAGCGACGGUGAUACAUUGAACGAGCGUCUCGAGAGAACAAACGCUAUAUCGCAGAGAAUCCGCUCAAGCGGCUACACGUUAACCGAGAUUUGGGAGUGCGCGUAUGACGGGAUGAUAAAAACAGAUUUAGAGAUGAGCGCUUUUGUGAGUGAUCACCCUCUGGUUCGAGCGGAGCCUCUCAAUCCGCGCGAUGCUUUUUUCGGUGGUCGCACGGAAAACAUGGUCACUCUGUACGAUGUGAAAGACGGGGAGCAGAUACGAUAUGUUGACGUUUGCUCUUUGUACCCAUACAUCUGCAGGUACGGCAAAUAUCCGGUGGGCCAUCCAACGGUAUACGUCGGCGACGAGUGCAGGGCGCUGACAGGUCCCGAAAAUAAUAUCAGUCUUUCCCGCGUCGAGGGCCUUGUUAAAUGUACAGUGCUUCCACUGCAAAAUCUUUAUCAUCCGGUGCUGCCGGUGCGAAUGCAUCAGCGCCUGUUAUUCGGGUUAUGUCGUAGCUGCUGCGAAACAAUGAAUCAGGACGCGUGUCCUCAUGAAGACCCCGCGGAGCGUGUAUUUAGCGGUACUUGGGUGGUGGAUGAAUUGCGAAAAGCUAUUGCGUGCGGGUAUAAAAUAUUAACCGUGAGCGAGAUUUGGCAGUAUGAGAUAACGCAGUACAACCGCGAUACACAGGAGGGGGGCCUUUUCACCGGGUACAUAAACACUUUUCUUAAAAUCAAACAAGAGGCUAGCGGUUGGCCCGAGGGUUAUACAGGUGACGAGACUGCCCAAGAGCGUUAUAUAACUUCUUUUAAGACAGCCGGAGGGGUUCAGCUGGAGCGGGGUGCGGUAGCGAAAAACCCGGGGCUGCGCUCGGUAGCCAAACUUCGUCUUAACUCCUUUUGGGGUGAAUUUGGACAACGCGAAAAUUUACCACAAACAGAAAUAGUGUCGACACGCGAAAAACUUAUGGAGUUGCUAAACAGCCCCGAGCACGAGAUCACUGGUAUGCUACCUGUUAACAACCAGGUGCUGUAUGUUAAUUAUACGAAAACCGAUGAUGCUGUAAUACCGUCUAAUAUAGCAAAUACUGUCAUAGCUGCAUACACCACAGCCCAAGCCCGUUCAAAACUUUACACCUAUCUCGAACCGCUGGGUAAGCGUGCUCUGUACUGCGACACCGAUUCCGUUAUUUAUGUCACGAGAAAAGAGCCUGGAAAGUAUGAACCGCCAACGGGUCAAUUGCUAGGAGAUUUAACCGACGAGCUAAGCUGUUACGGCGAGGGCAGUUACAUUAAGUCUUUCAUUUCAGGCGGCCCUAAAUUUUAUUCUUUCAUAGUUAAUACGCCGAGCGGCGCGGAAAGCGAGGUUUGCAAGGUUAAAGGCAUAACGCUGAAUUACGCAAACAGCUCGCUGAUAAAUUACGAAUCAAUACGGUCAUUUAUAAUAGGUGAGAGAGAAAAUCCUGUUGUACUACAGUUUGAUUCAAUACGUCGUACACCGUUCCACCAGGUUGUCACACGACCCGAAAAGAAAUCGUGCAUGCCUCUGAGCGUCAAGCGAAGACGUGAUGGCGAAUACGGCUCGCUCCCUUACGGCUACAAAUAA
Molecule: messenger RNA, 3802 nt
Organism: Venturia canescens
Lineage: Eukaryota; Metazoa; Arthropoda; Insecta; Hymenoptera; Ichneumonidae
Exons: 4
Coding region: 188-3802 (1204 amino acids)
Biological process (GO): DNA replication
Molecular function (GO): DNA-directed DNA polymerase activity; nucleotide binding; DNA binding
Source: RefSeq, a predicted model, not a curated record